Molecule: messenger RNA, 690 nt
Organism: Trachymyrmex cornetzi
Lineage: Eukaryota; Metazoa; Arthropoda; Insecta; Hymenoptera; Formicidae
Exons: 5
Coding region: 1-690 (229 amino acids)
Biological process (GO): sensory perception of smell; detection of chemical stimulus involved in sensory perception of smell
Cellular component (GO): plasma membrane
Molecular function (GO): odorant binding; olfactory receptor activity
Source: RefSeq, a predicted model, not a curated record
AUGAUUAAAGACGAUUGGUUAAAACCGAAAAUGAUGAAAGAGAGAGAUGUUAUGAUAAAACGAGCGCGAAUAGCACUUCUUCCAGUCUUCGGUAUUUCAAUGAGAUAUUUGACAAAUAAAACGGAUCCAGGCAAAUUAGUGCCGCUACAAACAUAUUAUAUAUACGACCGAGAUAAAAGUCCAUUUUACGAAGUAACUUAUAUCAUGCAGAGUCUCGGCUUGUCGGCGGCAGCUAUUAUGUACACUGGUGUAGAUAGUUUUUUAAGUUUAUUAGUUUUUCACGUAUGUGGUCAGUUGGAAAAUCUCAAAAUACGUAUCAUCCAUAUGGAUAAGUUUCAAAAUUUCGAAAAUGCUUUAUCACAAAUGACUCAAGGUCGCGAUUUGUCGAUACCACGUUUAACUUUCAUUAUAACGAUAUUUUUCAAUGCAUUCAUACACACAUGUCUCUAUUGCGCUGUAGGAGAAAUUUUGGUUGCACAGUGCGAAGGAGUUUAUCAAGCUACAUACAAAUACAAGUGGUAUAACUUGGAGCCAAAGAAAGCAAAAAACUUAAUGAUGAUAAUGAUUCGAGCCAACAAAUCGAUGUACCUCACCGCCGGAAAACUGUUCCCUAUGACGAUGUCUACAUUUUGUAACUUAUUAAAGACAUCGGGCGGUUAUAUAUCGGUUUUGCUGACACAUCAAGGAUAA